AUGGGUCUCACCAAGGCCGAAAACUCACCGGGCCUCUCGUUCGAAUUCAACAACCCUCGCCAGCGCCAUUCUCCUGGCGAUGUGAUCAGUGGCCGAGUGGUCCUGAACACCGCUGCCGACAGUGCGAUUGGCAGAUUGGUGGUUUCAUUCUGGGGCCGGGCAAAGUCACGGAUCAUCCAGCAACAUGGCCAGAGCGUCACCUACCACCGAGGUCGGACACAGUUCUUCAAACAGGAGUUGCUUCUCUACGAAGGUCAAUACACCCACAAGCCCGGAUCCUUCAGCUGGCCGUUUGAAUUCGUAGUCCCUGAACAGGCGGAUGCGACGAGCAUCUUGAGCGGUGAGAAGUGGAAGCCGAAGGACCACUAUCGAGCGACCACGGAUGAGAACGGCCUCGAUCUCACGCUUCCACCCUCAUGCUAUCACAGAAGACACAUGUUUGGCCGGCAGGCGGAAUGUUUCAUCGAGUAUGUUCUCGAGGCGACGCUUACCGAGCCAGAAGGUCUGCACCAUAUCCGUGGACCUCAGAGCAAGGUAUCCAGCUAUCCGAUUAUCUUCCAACCCUUGUCCACCCCAGAACCCAUUGAGAACUACGGUCUGGUCACUGACCAACGCCUCUUUACCAUCGCAACGUUGAAGCUUCUCCCUGAACAUGCUGGCACCAGCCUGGGUUUGAGGGAUCGUGCCCGAUCCAUCUUUCAGCGGGACUCUAUUCCCAAGUUUUCAUUCAAUUUGACUGUCCAGGCACCUAGCAUCAUCCAGCUCUUCCACCCGAACCCCAUUCCGUUUUUGAUCACCGCGACACCGGACCUGUCACCUGAAAACACGACCAUUGACACUUCGACGUCGCUCCCCACGGUGAUUCUUCGCUCCGCAAAAAUCGAACUGAAGACGCACAUUCGGUGCCGCGCCGCGGGGACGUUUGCAGACACCAAAACCUACGAAAUUCCAGUAUUGCCAGAGAAGGCAUUAAAUCAACCCCUGACCAUGGCGCAUGGCAGAACCACUGCUGUGGAAGCGACGCUUGACCUCGGGAAGUUGUGCGAUCUCCAUCUGGGUAAUGCGAAGCUGGGUUCUCGCCUCGAGACACCCAUGUGCCCAAACUUCACGACCUACAAUGUCUCGAGAUCAUAUCAUCUCUUGUGGGAGCUGGAGGUUGAGUGCGCCGAGAAGACGGAAAAAUUCUCGUCGGUCAAAAACGGUCCAGAAGUGUCUAUCAUUUUGCCCCCAGCUACGGUACGCGUGGACAGUGAAUUAGACACCAAUCUGCGUCUGGGCGGAGACCUCAUGCAAGCUCUGUCAACAGAGAGCACAGGAUCUGGAUCCAGUUCGGGAUUCUGGUCUCGCCGGAGCCACGAAGCCCGGGUUGGAGGGGAGAAGGAGAAACCAAAGAUUGGGACGCCGAAUCCCUCGGGCAUCGGAGCCGAGCUGAGGGGUCUGAACAUUAGUGACGACAAGAAAGCCAGUCAAUCUAAAGCCGAAGAGGCAGCUGAGGACCGAGCACGCGCACGUCUUGAGGAAGUGCAAGCGGUGUAUCAAGGCCGUCUUCAAGGGUCACUCGGAAGAGGAGUCGGGGAUAUUGAUGACGCUGCAACAGAUGCCUACCCCUUGGCGACAGAUCCGAGUCUCCCUGCCACCACCAGACCAGAAGCAGCCACGGUCGCUGUGACAGACACGGAUGCGGACCAGCAACUACCGAGAUAUGUCCCAUAA
Fonsecaea nubica is the source of this 1713-nucleotide messenger RNA. RefSeq lists its product as hypothetical. Lineage: Eukaryota; Fungi; Ascomycota; Eurotiomycetes; Chaetothyriales; Herpotrichiellaceae. The transcript has a single exon. Bases 1 to 1713 code for a protein of 570 amino acids. The record is from RefSeq and is a predicted model, not a curated record.